This is a messenger RNA of Argentina anserina (silverweed cinquefoil), 754 nucleotides long. RefSeq lists its product as uncharacterized. The record is from RefSeq and is a predicted model, not a curated record. Gene Ontology annotation, biological process: intracellular protein transport; endoplasmic reticulum to Golgi vesicle-mediated transport. The transcript has a single exon. The coding region runs from base 80 to 472 and encodes 130 amino acids. Gene Ontology annotation, cellular component: endoplasmic reticulum; endoplasmic reticulum membrane. NCBI's taxonomy places the organism in Eukaryota, Viridiplantae, Streptophyta, Magnoliopsida, Rosales, Rosaceae.
UUUCACACUCGCACCAAGUCUCUCAAAUCGAAACCACCACAAACUCACCCUCCGAAUCCUCGCCGGAAUCCAGAUCCCGAUGGCUCUAGAGUGGGUGGUGCUAGGCUACGCCGCCGGCGCAGAAGCCGUGAUGGUGCUCCUCCUCACGCUCCCAGGCCUCGACGGCCUCCGCAAGGGGCUCGUGGCCGUCACGCGCAACCUCCUGAAGCCGUUCCUGUCGGUGGUGCCGUUCUGCCUCUUCCUCCUCAUGGACAUCUACUGGAAGUACGAGACUCGCCCCAGCUGCGACGCCGACUCCUGCACGCCGUCCGAGCACCUCCGCCACCAGAAGUCCAUCAUGAAGAGCCAGCGCAACGCGCUUCUCAUCGCGGCGGCGCUCAUCUUCUACUGGCUCCUCUACACCGUCACUCACCUCGUGGUCCGGAUCGAGCAGCUCAACCAGCGCGUGGAGCGGUUGAAGAAUAAGGACUGAGUCGACUCGUUCGGUUUUGUUCUGAUUUCGGUUGAAAAUGUGGAUCGGUUAAUUAAGAAAUGAUAUUUUGUGUUUUUUUUUUCGGAUAUUUAAUUGCGUUUGUUAGAGUUCCUCUCUGUUUAGAUUUUGGAAUUCUAACUUUCUAAGUAUGUUGUGCAAUGAGGGUUUUUUCGCCUUUAAAUUUUAGACUAAUUUUCAUUCUGUGGUCAUGAAUGUGUGAUUUAGAACAUUGAACUUUUAUACGUUUCGAUAAUAAUAUGCUCUUCAGUAUGUUACUUGCUA